AUGAGUGAUAGGACGAACAUGGAGAGCAGAGAAGGAGACUCCGAACAUAUGGAGGACUCACAAAUGGAGGAGAAUGACAACACGAGCAUCGAAUCAGACUCCGAUGGAGAGGAUAUUGAGGACGCGGAGUUCAACCGCGAGGAAGAAUCUUCCGACGAGGAGACCUCGCAGGAUCGCCAGUUUCUGGACGACUCAUCGCAACCUCCCAUCGCCCCGGUCUCAGAGUGCGCUCGGAUGGACGCGGAGCUUGGGCAGUCGGACACGGAGUCGCCAGAUCGAUUCCAGGGGGGGCGCAAGCGCACCAAACGCAUUGACGACAGCGAUGACAGCGCAGAGCCCCCGCCCCUCAGGACAAGCCGGCUUAGAGUCACGUUGCCGUCCGACUCGUCAUCGUCGUCUGACGAGGACGUGCAAGAGGCAGGUGAAGCCACUGAGUCGAGCCCUGAGGUCGGAGACCGGUCUGCCACGUCGAGCGAGUGGGGCGACCGUCCUGAUGACGACGAUCCUACGUGGGAUUGGGACGAUGAGGGGGAUUCGGAGGAGCUGCGCGAGUUCUUUGGGGUCUGCCGCAUCGAUCUCGGGUUCGAGCUUAAUCGCACGGAGUCGCAACAGAGACCGAGCCCAUCUAUCGAAGAUUCUGUACCGGCAAUCGAUCCCGUCCUGGCCGCCGCUUCUGCACCGGCAAUCGACCCUGUCCUGGCCGCCGCUCAUCAUUUCCACAGCCUCGGCGUUGUAACAGUCACCCACGACCUUUUCGAGAAGAAGUUUCCAAACGGUCAAGUCCGGAAGCAGCCGUGCAACUGGGGCUCCGAGUCCAAGCCUUGGAAGGAGGCAAACCUCGGCAACUGCCUCCAGGAGUUCGCCAAGUCGGGGCGCAACUCCAUUGCCAUCAUCACGGAGCAAUCGGACAUCUAUGCCCUCGACGUUGACGACAAGGACGGGGGCUUUGAAGCACUCGAGCAAAUGCUCGAGGAGCAUGGAGGGUUUCUGGAGGACACGCCCCGAGUACUGACGGGGAAUGGGGGGGUGCACAUCCUCUUCUCUCUGUCUCUGUCCGAGAAGGCCGGCCUGUGCAACUCCGGCAACAAGGCAAAGAUUCGGUACAAGGGCAAAGCGGUAGGCAUCGACGUCCGUGGAAGGGGAGGAAUGCUGUACACCGCACCCAGCAGCUACACAGGCCUCGACGGCACGCUGCGCUGCUACAAGUGGGACCACGAGAUUCUGCCCGACCGCUCCAACCUCCGAGCCGCGCCGGACUGGCUCAUCUGCAUCCUAAACGGCAGUGAUGGACCGCCAAGCGGGAGUGCGGCGGUGCGUCAGGACGAGAACGGGGCCCGGGGCUCGCAGGCUGUACCUUUCGGACCUCCUCGUCCUGUCGAAGGCCCUCAGCCAACUCCCCCAGCAGCGGUCUUGGAGCGCGUCAAGGCCUGUGUGGCUGCCACGGGCGACACCGCCUCCAGCUUCGAUCGCCUCAAGAUGGGCGACAGCGGGCCAAUGUACGUCUUCCGGGUGGCUGGCCCGCGUUGCUGCCCGUACGGCAACCACCACAAUGGUUCCAACAACUUCUCCGUGCUCGUGCGCAAGAAGGAUCUGCUCUAUUACUGCAACAGCUCGGAGUGCCAAGGGGUCCGCCCUCUGCUCAAGAUCGGGGAGCUCACGCGCUCAGAGGCGGUGAUUGAGGCGAGACCCGGGCUUUCAGUACUGAUGACGCUGCGUUUCGAUGGAGAAAGCUGGUGGUAUUGGAAUGGGAGGCGCUUCGUGCGCGACGAGAAGAGCGCCUUCUAUGUGAAGAACGUGCUCAUCAAUCAGCUCAGGACCGUCUACGCGCGGGUGAGGGACGAGUGGAAGGCAUCUAUCGAGAGAAACACCGACGAGAAGGAGCAAGAGGCGUUGAUGGAGCAGCUCAAGCGCCUGCGCACCUACAACAACAGCCGAAAAAUCACCAGUACGCUGGAACUCCUCCGCGGGGAGUUGGUCGAUUUCGACUUUGCUCAGCAGCUGGAUGCAGAUCCGGACAUCUUGAACGUAAAGAAUGGAGUGCUCCUUCUGAGGACCGGCGAGCUCGAUGUGCACCGGCCCCAGUACAUGUGCUCCAAGAUCGCGGAGACGGACUUCAUGGGGAUGGAGUUUCCCACUCCGCGCAUGGACGCCUUUAUAGGCGACAUCUUCAACCACGACGCUGAGCUGGUCGACUACGUACGGAAGCUGUUCGGCUACGCCCUCAAUGGCCAUACGCGGGAGGAGGUCUUCGUGCUCUUGCUCGGAAAGGGAGGAAAUGGAAAGGGUGCCCUGAAGGAGAUGCUGCAAGCUGUGGCCGGUGAUUACUACGGCACCAUGUCCAAGGACGCGGUUGUUACGGCACCUGGCCAGAGGGCCCCCUCUAAGAACGCGCCUACAAACUACCUUUACGAGUUGAUGGGCAAGCGGCUUGCAAUCACUGACGAGACGGCGGAGGGGGAGCAAGUGGACCUCGGUCUCGUCUUGGCGGUGACGGAGGGCGGCUCAAUAAAAGCGCGGUGCCUCUACAUUAACAACGUCGAGUUUGUUGUUACGCACACACCGUUUGUGCAGACAAAUUACCCUCCUGUGAUCUCCGCGACAGCGAUCUUGGACAACGUCGAGCGCCGACUGCGAGCGAUCCCGUUCCCCAACACCUACGUUAGAGCAAACGCUUUUGACCCCACGAACGCAACCCACCGCCUCAGAGACGACAACUUGAAGGGACGCAUGAAGGAAGAGGAGUCGCGUCGGCAGAUCCUUACUUGGUUAGCGCGCGGCUCGGUGGAGUGGUACGCCAGUGCAGAGGGACUUGGUUCUCCCCCCAAGGCCGUGAAGGAUGCAACGGACGAGUACCUGCGUGAAGCGGACAAAUUCCAGCUGUUCAUCGACCAACACUGCGAGGUCGGAGAAGGAUUGUCGACACUGCAGGCCGAAUUCGCGGCCUGCUAUGCGCAGUAUUCCACCGAGAGGAUCUCGUAUGAGGAGUUGAGGAGGAGGAUGGAUACGAAAGGAUUCAAGAGGGCCAAGAACAAUGAUUCGCCACGGCAGUUCUACUAUCCGAGGAUUAGGUGCUCUUACACUACUUAA
This is a messenger RNA of Klebsormidium nitens, 3087 nucleotides long. The record is from the annotation of a GenBank genome assembly. Lineage: Eukaryota; Viridiplantae; Streptophyta; Klebsormidiophyceae; Klebsormidiales; Klebsormidiaceae.